Molecule: messenger RNA, 597 nt
Organism: Staurois parvus
Lineage: Eukaryota; Metazoa; Chordata; Amphibia; Anura; Ranidae
Source: the annotation of a GenBank genome assembly
AUGGAACACACGUUGUUCGGCUGCCUGCGCAGCCCUCAUGCCGCCUCGCAAGGCUUGCACCCCUUUUCACAGUCGUCCCUGGCGCUGCAUGGAAGAUCCGACCACAUGUCCUACCCCGACCUCUCCACGUCUUCUUCGUCUUGCAUCAUCGCCGGCUACCCCAAUGAGGAGGGCAUGUUCGGUAGCCAGCAUCACCGAGGCCACCAUCACCACCACCACCAUCAUCACCACCAGCAGCAGCAGCACCAGAGCUUGCAAUCCAACUGGCACAUUCCUCAGAUGUCUUCUCCUCUGGCCUCCCCCAGGCAUAGCCUCUGCCUCCAGCAGGAUUCGGGACCCCCAGAACUAGGAAACAGCCCCUCUAUUUUGUGUUCAAAUGCCUCUAACUUGGGCAGUAGUAACAGCUCUUCUGGUUCGGCUUGCGCAAGUGGGGACUAUGGCAGGCAGACACUCUCCCCUUCUGACAUGGACAAGAGGACGGCCAAAAGGAAAAGUGACAGCUCAGGUAAGAGAAAGCUUACAAGGGACCUGAUGGGGGGGGGGGGGGGGGUUUCAUCCCGUGACCGUCAUCCUAAAUUCCUAGAAACUAGGUCCUAG